AAGGAUUGCUUGGAAAUCUGAGGCUCAGUACAGAGUAGCCGGAAUAUCGAGUCAAAUUCUGCAGUGAAGUCUUGCUGGUUUUGUAAGAAACCUAAUUCCACAACCAUGUCUGAAGAGCAGACACCCCAGAUGUGCGAAGCAGAAUGCUGCACAGUGGAUUCCCCAGAAUUUGAAGAUGAAGAAAGCUGGCUUUACAAAGUGUUGGGAAUCAAGCUUAUGCCUUCCUCUGCACUGGAUGACGACAUGGAAAGGCAGGAGGACAAAACCCUGGGCUACACCGAGUCAUUUCUGCGCUUGCAAGACAUCCUUCAAGAGAGCAAACUCAGCAGGAUUGAUGAUAGCAACAGUCGCCAAGUGGGAAAUGCUAAAGAAGAUGAUGGAACCAGCUAUGGUGACAGCGAUAUUGAUGAUAACGUGAAAGUUAUCAUUGACAACAUAAAAACAAACCCCUCCAUGUCUAUGAAGAUGCUCACUGAUCUGAACUCAGAAGCUGAACAAGAUGUGGAAAGAACUGCACCAGAUAAUGCCAUGAAUCCAAUUGAUUAAACAAGAAUCAAAAACACCUUACCAUCACCUAUCUUCAUGCAUAAAUGAAGUUGUAAUUUAAAAAAAAAACACCAAACUUGUUUUAAAGACAAUGGUAUCAUCUCUACACACAUACCUGAAAACAAAUCUAUACCAAACUGCUAAAACAAAUGGAAACUACUUGAGACCAGAUAUAAAGUGGGGAAUCUACUGAAUUUUGAAGAUUUUGAAGAUGGAAAUCCUUGUCCAGCUUGAAAAAUCACCCCCAAACAAUCUAAAGUUAGCUACAUUCCUAGGA
Myodes glareolus (Bank vole) is the source of this 823-nucleotide messenger RNA. Its product is annotated as testis-specific protein TSX-like. The record is from RefSeq and is a predicted model, not a curated record. Lineage: Eukaryota; Metazoa; Chordata; Mammalia; Rodentia; Cricetidae.